This is a messenger RNA of Drosophila erecta, 1192 nucleotides long. Its product is annotated as mucin-2. Gene Ontology annotation, cellular component: extracellular region. Bases 55 to 1017 code for a protein of 320 amino acids. The record is from RefSeq and is a predicted model, not a curated record. NCBI's taxonomy places the organism in Eukaryota, Metazoa, Arthropoda, Insecta, Diptera, Drosophilidae. Gene Ontology annotation, molecular function: chitin binding. The transcript is spliced from 2 exons.
GCAAACCAGCAGAGAAGUUGAAACUGCUGUAGCAGAGGCAUCAUCGAACGCAACAUGAGAGUUUACCACUUGCUGCUGAUUGGAUUAGCUUUGGCGGCCAUCGCCGGCGGCCGUGAGGCUCUGGCACAGCCACCCAGGGCCGAAACCCCACCAUGUACUCCUCCCCCGGAUCCGUGCACAACAACAACAUGUCCACCACCUCCACCUCCACCUCCACCGUGCACAACAACAACAUGUCCACCACCUCCACCUCCACCGUGCACAACAACAACAUGUCCACCACCUCCACCGUGCACAACAACAACAUGUCCACCACCUCCACCGUGCACAACAACAACAUGUCCACCACCUCCACCGUGCACAACAACAACAUGCCCACCACCUCCACCUCCACCGUGCAUAACAACAACAUGUCCCCCUCCUCCUCCGUGCAUAACAACCACAUGUCCCCCUCCUCCUCCGUGCAUAACAACCACAUGUCCACCUCCUCCCCCGUGCAGAACCACUACAUGUCCACCACCACCGUGCAGAACCACUACAUGUCCACCACCACCGUGCAGAACCACUACAUGUCCACCACCACCGUGCAGAACCACUACAUGUGCACCACCACCGUGCAGAACCACUACAUGUGCUCCACCCCCGUGCACCAGAAGACCACCUCCGUGCACCACCACCUGUACCCCACCCUGCACACCACCCUGCACCACAACCUGCACCCCACCGUGUCUAACGACCCCAAGCGCGGACAAAGAAGAAGAUAACAGCCAAGGGAAUGAAAAACCGAGCGAACCUGCCGCUCCCAUUAAUGCUAAGGUGCUGAUCUCGCGCCACGAUUGCCGUGGCCAAGACGACGGAACCUUCCUCGCCGACGUGCGUCACUGUCGCCGCUACUACGUGUGCAACCGGCAGAGGUCGAGGCGCCAGAACUGCCCCACCGGCUUCUGGUUCGAUCGCGAGCUGAAGGCCUGCCGACUGGCCAGUCUCGUCGGAAACUGUGACGCCAUGCGCAACUGAGGUUGCAGCUGCCAGUGUGGCCAUGCGCACAAGCAAAGCAAAUUGGCAUUUCAGAAUUUUUUUUUCCACUAUUUCAAAGAAUAUAGCAAAGCAAGUGUGAAUUAAUUGUAAACUAUUCCAAAGCAAUAAUGCAAUAUAACACCGAUUAUACAAUAAAUAAGAAUGAGCAAUCAUA